Messenger RNA from Microplitis demolitor, 489 nucleotides. Its product is annotated as protein hunchback-like. The record is from RefSeq and is a predicted model, not a curated record. The coding region runs from base 1 to 489 and encodes 162 amino acids. The transcript is spliced from 2 exons. NCBI's taxonomy places the organism in Eukaryota, Metazoa, Arthropoda, Insecta, Hymenoptera, Braconidae.
AUGGUAUACGUAUUCUAUAUAAACGAUUUAUCACUUGCUCCACCAUUGAUGCAUAAUCCAUCGACUCCAAGUGGUGGAUUUCCCUGGUAUAUGCCAUCAGUAUUUUCACCCUGGGUAUCACCGGCAAAUGCUUCUAAAAUACCAGCGCCUCUUCAAGCUGCAUUAUUAUCACAAUAUAUGGGGCUACCUUUAUCAUCAUUAAAUUCACUCCUUCCUGUCGGUUUUAAUUCAACUGGUGUGUUAGCUCACUCGCAGAUUCAACAUCAGCCACAGCAACAACAACAGCAGCAACAUCAACGUGAUCAACUUAAUUCACAGCUUCAGCAAAUUCAUCCGCUUCUUAUGGAUGUUCAGAAUAUUCCACAAAAUUUAAGUUCAAAACAUGAUCGUGAUGAUGAUUCGACAUCUUCUGAAGAUGAAAUAAGAAGGCAGAGUGCACAAGUACUUAGAGUUAAAGCUGAAGAAGUUAUUCGUAAAUCGGGAAAUUAG